UAAAUAUACGAGACCGGCCACGUUUCCCAUCAUUCACAUUUUCUUUCUCUUUGCACAAACAUGGAUGCCGAAGACGGUAGAGAGAAUAAAAGAGUCAACCUUGCAGAUGAUCCUUCCAGCAGAGCGAUGGUUCAGAUAGAUCUUCAUCGUCUCCCACGGGAGAUUCUACUCGAUAUCCUAUCAAGACUACCGAUCACCUCUCUGAUCCACUUCAAGACCACUUCCCAUAUCGGCUAUGGUAUAAUUGACGAUCCAAGACUCCCUCCGAUGUUCCGCAACCGGGUAAGCGACUCAAACCCAUGUCUGAUUCUGUUCGAGAACAAUGUCCCCCAGCGACUCUGUUUUGUGGAUAGUGAGGAUUGUAGUCGAAGGGUUAGGAAAAUCGACCCACCACAGCAUUCAGAAGUUAAAAACCUGGUUCAAGGCUUUAAAGAUCAACCGUUCGCCGCAGCAGUUCCAAGCCUUUGUUUUCCAACCUACACUGUUCUCAGCAAAGGAGAGCAUUGAAUCGAAAUGAAGCUCUAACCUUCACUUCUCAUAUAUAAUUUCCUCUGUUUAAGUGAGGCUUCUGUUGGAUAUUAGUAUGACGGAUCAUGUUUUGAAGUUACUCGAAGAUGGAUUAGGGGCUGCAGGUAGGAAUGUAGUUGAAGUUGUCACUGUAGGCAAGCAGAAUGCUGGAUUAAUUUUUGGUUUUCCUCUACAAUUUUGUUCUUAUGCUAGAUGAAGUAAUUGUC
Rubroshorea leprosula is the source of this 734-nucleotide messenger RNA. The record is from the annotation of a GenBank genome assembly. Lineage: Eukaryota; Viridiplantae; Streptophyta; Magnoliopsida; Malvales; Dipterocarpaceae.